Messenger RNA from Prinia subflava (tawny-flanked prinia), 10916 nucleotides. RefSeq names its product cadherin related 23 (gene CDH23). NCBI's taxonomy places the organism in Eukaryota, Metazoa, Chordata, Aves, Passeriformes, Cisticolidae. The record is from RefSeq and is a predicted model, not a curated record. Gene Ontology annotation, biological process: homophilic cell-cell adhesion. The transcript has 69 exons. Gene Ontology annotation, cellular component: catenin complex; plasma membrane. Gene Ontology annotation, molecular function: cadherin binding; calcium ion binding. The coding region runs from base 44 to 10126 and encodes 3360 amino acids.
GUCGCCGCUGACACCGGGCUCCGAGACAUCCACCGCAGGAACCAUGAAGCUUCACGUGGCUGCUGCCAGCAGCUUCCUGCCUCUCCUCCUGCUCCUGGAGCUGGUCUCUCCAGGUCAGGGCAAUCGCCUGCCGUACUUCAUCAACUACUUCUUUGACACCUACCUGCUGAUCAACGAGGACACACCUGUGGGUUCCUCAGUGACUCAGCUGCUGGCCCGGGACCUGGACAAUGACCCUCUGGUCUUCGGGGUGGUCGGGGAGGAGGCCAGUCGGUUCUUCGCCGUGGAGAGCGUCACCGGCGUCGUGUGGCUCAGGCAGCCCCUGGACAGAGAGACUAAGUCAGAAUUCACGGUUGAGUUUUCUGUCAGUGACAGCCAAGGGGUGAUCAAAGGGACAGUCAACAUCCAGGUGGGAGACGUGAAUGACAACGCCCCGCAGUUCCACAACCAGCCCUACAGCGUCCGCAUCCCCGAGAACACCCCCGUGGGCACUCCAAUUUUUAUCGUGAACGCCACGGACCCGGACCAGGGGGCAGGAGGCAGCGUGCUUUACUCCUUCCAGCCCCCUUCCAGCUUCUUUGCCAUCGACAGCGGCCGAGGCAUCGUGUCGGUGAUCCGCGAGCUGGACUACGAAGUCACUCAGGCCUACCAGCUCCAGGUGAACGCCACGGACCAAGACAAAAACAAGCCUCUGUCCACUCUGGCCAACCUGGCAAUCAUCAUCACGGACGUGCAGGACAUGGACCCCAUCUUCAUCAACCUGCCCUACAGCACAAACAUCUAUGAGAACUCGCCUCCGGGUACCACCGUGCGGAUGAUAACAGCCAUCGACCAGGACAAGGGCCGGCCCCGCGGCAUCGGCUACACCAUCGUCUCAGGUAACACCAACAGCAUCUUUGCCCUGGACUACAUCAGUGGAGCCCUAACCCUGAAUGGGCCCCUGGACCGGGAAAAUCCCUUCUACAGCGCCGGAUUCAUCCUCACAGUGAAGGGGACAGAGCUGAACGAUGACCGCACGCCCUCCAACGCCAGCGUCACCACCACCUUCAACAUCCUGGUCAUCGACGUCAACGACAACGCGCCCGAGUUCAACAGCUCCGAGUACAGCGUGGCCAUCCCAGAGCUGGCCCAGGUGGGCUUUGCCCUUCCCCUCUUCAUCCAGGUGCAGGACAAGGAUGAGGGACCCAACAGCGUGUUUGAGGUUUACCUGGUGGGCAACAACUCCAACCACUUCAUCAUCUCACCGACCUCCAUCCAGGGGAAGGCGGACAUCCGUGUCCGCGUGGCGGUGCCGCUGGACUUCGAGACCAUUCCUCGCUACGAAUUUUCGCUCUUCGCGAACGAGAGCGUCCCAGACCACGUCGGCUUCGCACGGGUGAAAAUCAACCUCAUCAACGAGAACGACAACCGGCCCGUGUUCAGCAAGGGCCUCUACAAUGUCAGCCUCUUCGAGAACGCCACUGUGGGCACCACUGUCCUCCAGGUCCACGCAACUGACAAUGAUGUGGGCACAUAUGGGAAAGUCAGUUAUUUCUUCAGUGACGACCCUGACCGCUUCUCCCUGGACAAGGACACGGGUGUGAUCCUCCUGACAGCUCGGCUGGACUUUGAGACCACGCAGCGCUACACCCUGACCGUCAUUGCCCGGGACGGCGGCGGGGAGGAGACGGCGGGGCGCGUCAGGAUCAACGUGCUCGAUGUCAACGACAAUGUCCCCACCUUCCAGAAGGAGGCCUACCUGGGCGCCCUGCGGGAGAACGAGCCCUCCGUCACCCAGGUGGUCCGGCUCCGGGCAUCCGAUGAGGACUCCCCUCCCAACAACCAGAUCUCCUACAGCAUCGUGCAGGCGUCUGCCUUCCGCGACUACUUCGACAUCACGGUGUCAGAGGGGUACGGAGUGAUCAGCGUGAACCACCCCCUGGACUACGAGCAGGUGGCCAACGGGGUCAUCUACCUGACAGUGAUGGCCAAGGACGCCGGCAACCCGCCGCUCAACAGCACCGUCCCUGUCACCAUCGAGGUGUUUGAUGAAAAUGACAAUCCCCCCACGUUCAGCAAGCCCUCCUACGUGAUAACCGUCAUGGAGGACAUCAUGGCAGGAGCCACAGUGCUGUUUCUCAAUGCCACGGACAUGGACCGGUCCAGGGAGUAUGGGCAGGAGUCAAUCAUCUACUCCCUGGAAGGCUCCUCACAUUUUCGGAUCAACGCUCGCUCAGGAGAAAUCACAACAACGUCUUUGCUGGACCGAGAGGCCAAAUCUGAGUACAUCCUCAUUGUCCGGGCAGUGGAUGGAGGCGUGGGGCACCAUCAGAAGACAGGCAUUGCUAUGGUGAACAUCACGCUGCUGGACAUCAAUGACAACUAUCCCACCUGGAAGGAUGAGCCAUACUUCAUUAACCUGGUGGAAAUGACCCCCCCCAACUCAGACGUCACCACGGUGGUGGCCGUUGACCCAGACCUGGGGGAGAACGGCACGGUGGUGUACAGCAUCCGGCCCCCCAACAAGUUCUACAGCAUCAACAGCACCACGGGCAAGAUCCGCACCUCGGGCGUGCUGCUGGACCGGGAGAACCCCAACGCCCAGGAGGCGCAGCUCAUGCGCAGGAUCGUGGUGUCCGUCACCGACUGUGGGAGGCCACCCCUGAGAGCCACCAGCAGUGCCACAGUUUUUGUCAACCUGCUGGACCUGAACGACAAUGACCCCACUUUCCAGAACCUGCCCUUUGUUGCUGAGAUCGCCGAGGGCCUUCCCGUGGGCACCUCUGUCUUCCAGGUGGUGGCCGUGGACCUGGACGAGGGCCCCAACGGGCAGGUGUCGUACCGCAUGCAGGUGGGCAUGCCCCGCAUGGACUUCCUCAUCAACGGCACCAGCGGGCUGGUCACCUCCACGGCCGUGCUGGACAGGGAGAGGAUCCCCCAGUACUUCCUCAGGGUGGUGGCCAGCGAUGCUGGCGCACCCGCCAAGAGCUCCACCAGCACCCUCACUGUCAAAGUUCUGGACGUGAACGACGAGAGCCCCACCUUCUUCCCCGCCGUCUACAACGUGUCCCUGCCCGAGAACGUGGCCCGGGAUUUCAAAGUGGUGCGGCUCAACUGCACGGAUGCUGACAUCGGGCUGAACGCUGAGCUCAGCUACUUCAUCACAGGUGGGAACCAGGAUGGCAAAUUCAGCGUCGGCUUCAGGGACGGGGUGGUCAGGACAGUCGUGAGUCUGGACAGGGAGACCGUGGCGUCCUACACGCUGAUCCUGGAGGCCAUCGACAAUGGCCCCACCGGGAACCGGCGCACCGGCACUGCCACCGUGUACGUGACUGUCCUGGACGUCAAUGACAACAGACCCAUCUUCCUGCAGAGCAGCUAUGAAGUCAGCGUCCCCGAGGACAUCCCGGCUGCCAGCAGCAUAGUGCAGGUGAAAGCCACCGAUGCGGACGAAGGCAUUAACGGGAGAGUGUGGUACAGGAUUGUCAAGGGAAAUGAGCACAACCACUUCCGCAUCAAUCCCAGCACAGGGCUGGUGAUGCGAGGAGUGCGGCACCUGGACAGGGAGCAGAACUCCUCCCACGUGCUGGAGGUGGAGGCCUACAACACGGAGCAGGGGCCCAUGAGGAGCUCCGUGCGGGUGAUCGUGUACGUGGAGGACGUCAACGACGAGGUGCCGGUGUUCACCCAGCGCCAGUACAACCGCCUGGGGCUGCGCGAGACGGCCGGAAUAGGGACGUCGGUGGCAGUGGUCCGGGCCACCGACCGAGACACAGGGAAUGGGGGUCUGGUGAGCUACAAAAUCGUGUCAGGCGCAGAGGGGAAGUUUGAGAUCGACGAGAGCACGGGCCUCAUCACCACCAUAGAGUACCUGGACUACGAGACCAAAACCAGCUACCUGAUGAAUGUCUCUGCCACGGACCAAGCGCCCCCCAACAACCAGGGCUUCUGCAGCGUGUACGUCAGCCUGCUGAACGAGCUGGACGAGGCCGUGCAGUUCUCCAACAGCAGCUACGAGGCCGUGAUCAUGGAGAACAUCCCCCUUGGCUCCGAGGUGCUCCGUGUCCAGGCGCGUUCCAUCGACAACCUCAACCAGAUCACCUACAAGUUCGACCCCAACACCAACCCACAAGCGCUCUCACUCUUCAAAAUCAAUGGGGUCACGGGUGUGAUCACGGUCAGAGGCCAGGUAGACCGGGAGAAAGGGGAUUUCUACACCCUGACAGUGGUGGCUGAUGACGGAGGACCGAAGAUUGACUCCACAGUGAAGGUGACCAUCACAGUCCUGGACGAGAACGACAACAGCCCCCAGUUUGACAUCACCUCUGACUCGUCUGUCAGCGUGGCCGAGGACAGCGCCGUGGGCAAGAGGGUGGCCCUGGUCCUGGCCCGAGAUCCAGAUGCAGGCAGGAACGGCCAGGUGACUUUCUCUCUGACAUCAGGGAACAUCGGCCGGGCUUUUGAGAUCCGCACCACCAACCACACCUACGGCGAGGUGUUUGUGGCACGGCCGCUGGACCGGGAGCUGCUGGACCACUACACCUUACGGAUCCAAGCAUCAGAUGGCGGCGUUCCUCCCCGGAGGAAGGAGCACAUUCUACGAGUGAACAUCCUGGAUGUCAAUGACAACCCCCCCGUCAUCGAGAGCCCCUUCGGCUACAACGUGAGCGUGAGCGAGAAUGUCGGUGGUGGCACGGCGGUGGCCCAGGUACGCGCCACCGACCGGGACAUCGGCCUCAACAGCGUCCUGUCCUACUACAUCACCCGCGGGAACGAGGACAUGACCUUCCGCAUGGACCGUGUCACCGGCGAGAUCGCCACCCGGCCCUCCCCGCCCGACCGCGAGCGCCAGAGCUUCUACAGCCUGCUGGUCACCGUGGAGGAUGAGGGCACCCCCUCCCUGUCGGCCACCACCACGGUGUAUGUCACCAUCCUGGACGAGAACGACAACGCUCCCGCCUUCCGGCAGCAGCUCUACGAGGUGACCCUCGACGAAGGCCCCUCCACCCUCAACGCCACCCUGGUCACCGUGCAGGCCCUGGAUCAGGACGAGGGACCCAACGGCACGGUGGCCUACGCCAUCACCGAGGGCAACAUCUUGGGCACCUUCCACAUCGACAACGCCACGGGGGAGAUCCGCACGGUGAAGGAGCUGGACUACGAGAUCAGCCACGGGCGCUACACCCUGAUCGUCACCGCCACCGACCAGUGCCCCAUCGUCUCGCGCCGCCUGACGUCCACUGCCACAGUGCUGGUGAACCUCAACGACAUCAAUGACAACUGUCCCACCUUCCCGCGGCCCUACGAGGGCCCCUUCGAUGUCACCGAGGGGCAGCCCGGCCCUCGUGUCUGGACUUUCCUGGCCCAUGACGGGGACUCAGGACCCAAUGGACAAGUGGAAUACAGCAUCAUCGCCGGGGACCCCCUCGGGGAAUUUGUCAUCUCCCCGGUGGAAGGAGAGCUGCGGGUGCGGAAGGACACCGAGCUGGACCGUGAGAACAUCCCCUUCUACAACCUCACCAUCGCCGCCCGGGACCGGGGGGUGCCUCCCCUCAGCUCCACGAUCCUGGUGGGUGUCCGUGUGCUGGACAUCAACGACAACGACCCCGUGCUGCUGAACCUCCCGAUGAACCUCACCCUGAGCGAGAACGCCGCCGUCUCCAGCUUUGUCACCCGCGUCCUCGCCCGCGACGCAGACCAGGGCCCCAACGCGCUCCUGACCUUCGACAUAACAGCAGGGAACACAGAGAACGCCUUCUACAUCAACAGCACCAGCGGCAUCGUGUACGUGAACCGCCCGCUGGACAGGGAGCGGGUGGCUGAGUACAGGCUGACUGUCACGGUGAAGGACAACCCCGAGAACAUCCGCAAUGCCAGGCGGGAUUUUGACCUGCUGGUCAUUUCCAUAGCGGAUGAGAACGACAACCGCCCCCUCUUCACCCAGAGCUCCUACCAGGCUGAGGUGAUGGAGAAUUCGGCCCCUGGGACUCCAGUCACAAUGCUCAGUGGACCCAUCCUAGCUGUGGAUGCUGACCAGGGCAGCAAUGCCGUGGUGACCUAUGAGCUCCUGAAGGCAUCCCCAGACCUCUUUGUUAUCAACAACAGGACAGGUGUGGUUUCGGUGAAGCCCGGUGGUGUGAUAGACCGAGAGGCUUUGCUGGACCCCCACCUGGAAUUCACGCUGGUGGCUCGUGAUGUAGGGGGGCUGAACAGCACUGCCAGCCUGGCAGUGACCAUCCUGGACGACAACGACAACCGCCCUGUCUUCCAGCCGGCAUCCAUCACGGUGCGGCUGUUGGAGAACAGCCCCCCAGGCUUCUCCGUCCUCCAGGUGACAGCCACAGAUGCUGACAGUGGCCUCAACCAACAGCUGGACUACCGUAUUGAGGGUGGUGGCCAGGACAGGUUCCUGAUCGAUGCCACCACGGGGGUGAUCCGCGUGGCCAACAUCACCAUCGACCGGGAGGAGCGCGAUGCCUACCGGCUGACAGUGGUGGCCGUGGACCAGGGCACCCCGGCGCUCUCGGGCACCGCCACCAUCAGCGUCCUCAUCGACGACAUCAACGACUGCCGGCCCGAGUUCAUCAACCCCAUCCAGACCGUCAGCGUCCCCGAGUCGGCUCCCCCUGGCACCGUGGUGGCCGAGGUGACCGCCAUCGACAGGGACCUCCACCCUCGCCUGGAGUACUACCUGCUGGGGAUCGUGGCCCGCGAUGACACCGACGCGCUGGUGCCCGAGCAGCAAGGAGCGUUCACGGUGGAUUUUAGGACAGGAGCUGUGAAGAUCAAAACUCCCCUCAACCGUGAACUAGUGGCCACCUACGAGGUCACCAUCUCUGUCCAUGACAACGCCAGCGAAGUCAUCGACCGCUCGGUCAGCGUGCCCAACGCCAAGCUGACAGUCAACGUCUUGGACGUCAAUGACAACACACCCCGCUUCCGUCCCUUCGGGGUCACCUAUUUCACUGAGAGGAUCCUGGAGGGGGCCACGCAGGGCACCACGCUCAUCUCCAUCUCAGCAGUGGACCCAGACAAAGGUGCCAAUGGGCAGAUCACCUAUGAGCUGCUGAACCUCUCUCCGGAAGGUUACGCCUGCCUGGAAGACCAUUCAGCAGGGAAGGUUGUGGCCAACAGGACAGUGGACUAUGAGGAGGUGCAGUGGCUGAACUUCACCGUCCGUGCCUCCGACAACGGCUCUCCCCGCAGAUCCGCCGAGAUCCCCGUGUACCUCCAGAUCGUGGACAUCAAUGACAACAACCCUGUUUUCAGUCAGCCGUCCUACCAGAAAGCUGUCUUUGAGGAUGUGCCCUUGGGUACGGUCAUCCUGAGCGUCACGGCCACCGAUGCAGAUUCCGGGCAAUUUGCUCUCAUCCAGUACAGCCUGAGCGAUGGAGAGGGCAAGUUUGGGAUAAAUCCCAACACGGGUGACAUCUACAUCCUGUCAGCCCUGGACCGGGAAAAGAAGGAUCACUACACACUGACAGCCGUGGCCAGGGACAACCCUGGAGAUGUCUCCAGUAACCGUCGGGAGAACUCUGUGCAGGUGCUGAUCACAGUCCUGGACAUCAACGAUGUCAGGCCCCAGUUCAGCAAGAGCCAGUUCAGCACCAGCGUCUACGAGAAUGAGCCAGCGGGAACGUCAGUGAUCACCAUGAGUGCCACCGACCUGGACGAAGGGGACAACGGCGUGGUGACCUAUAGCCUCGAGGGUCCUGGAGCAGAGGCUUUCAAGAUCAAUAAAGACUCUGGGCUUGUCACGUCCCGGCGGCGCCUGCAGUCCUACGAGAGGUUCAACCUGACUGUGGUGGCCACGGACAAGGGGCACCCCCCUCUCUGGGGGACCACCCUGCUCCACAUCGAGGUCAUCGACAUCAACGACAACCGCCCUGUCUUCAUCCGCCCGCCCAACGGCACCAUCCUGCACAUCAAGGAGGAGAUCCCCCUGCGCUCCAACGUCUACGAGGUCUACGCCACGGACAAAGAUGAGGGUCUCAACGGAGUGGUGCUCUACAACCUGCUGAAAACCGGGGCAGGGAACAAGGACUGGGAGUAUUUCAGCAUCGACUCCGUCAGCGGGCUGAUCCAGACGGCCAUGCGGCUGGACCGCGAGAAGCAGGCCGUGUACAACCUGAUCAUCGUGGCCUGUGACCAGGGCCAGCCACCCUACGAGACCAUGCAGCCCCUGCAGGUAGCUCUUGAUGACAUCGAUGACAAUGAGCCCAUCUUCCUCAGGCCACCUAAGGACAGUCCCCAGUACCAGGCACUCUCUGUCCCCGAGCACUCGCGGCCAGGCACCGUGGUGGGGAACGUCACUGGUGCGGUGGACGCAGACGAGGGCUCCAAUGCCAUCGUCUACUACUUCAUAGCAGCUGGGAACCAGGAGAGCAACUUCCAGCUGAGCCGAGAGGGGAAGCUGAAGGUCUUGCGAGACCUGGACCGGGAGAAGGAGCCAUACCACUCCCUCAUCGUCAAAGCAUCCAGCCAGAGGAACUGGGCUCCUCCCCGGGGCCAGCGGGCGGGAAGAACCCAGUUCUGGGAUCUCAAUGAGGACCUGACCCUUCAGGAGGUGCGGAUCUUCCUGGAUGACAUCAAUGACCAGUCCCCCCAGUUCACCAAGUCAGAGUACACGGCGGGGGUUGCCACUGAUGCCAAGGUGGGGUCAGAGCUGAUCAGAGUGCUCGCAGUGGACGCCGACGUGGGCAAUAACAGCCUGGUCCUGUACAACAUCCUGGGCAUCCGCUACAUCAAGCAGCACUCCAAUGACUCCGAGGAAGUGGCCAACAUCUUCAGCAUUGGAACCCUUGACGGCAUCCUGCGAACCUUCGACCUCUUCACGGCCUAUAACCCCGGCUACUUUGUGGUGGACGUCAUGGCCUCUGACCUGGUGGGCCACAAUGACACGGCCAUCGUGGGGAUUUACAUCCUGCGGGAUGACCAGCGGGUCAAAAUCAUCAUCAAUGAGAUCCCUGACAAGGUCAGGCAGUUCGAGGAGGAGUUCAUCAGCCUGCUCUCCAACAUCACGGGUGCCAUCGUCAACACGGAUGAUGUGCAGUUCCACGUUGACAAGAAAGGCCGGGUGAACUUUGCCCAGACAGAGCUGCUGAUCCACGUGGUGAACAGGGAGACCAACCGCAUCCUGGACGUGGAGCGGGUUAUUCAGAUGAUAGACGAGAACAAGGAGCAGCUGAGGAAUCUCUUCAGGAACUACAACGUGCUGGACGUGCAGCCUGCCAUUACUGCCCGGGCCCCGGACGACCUCUCGGCUCUGCAGAUGGCAAUCAUCGUGCUGGCCGUCCUGCUCUUCCUGGCUGCCAUGCUCUUCAUCCUCAUGAACUGGUACUACCGGACAGUGCACAAAAGGAAAUUGAAAGCCAUCGUGGCUGGCUCCACUGGGAACAGAGGUUUCAUGGACAUCAUGGACAUGCCAAACACCAACAAGUACUCCUUUGAUGGGGCCAACCCGGUGUGGCUGGACCCCUUCUGCAGGAACAUGGAGCUGGCGGCGCAGGCGGAGCACGAGGACGACCUGCCGGAGAACCUGAGCGAGAUCACCGACCUCUGGAACAGCCCUGCCCGCACCCACGGCACCUUCGGCAGGGAGCCCUCCGCCGCCAAGCCCGAGGAUGACCGCUACCUGCGGGCAGCCAUCCAGGAGUACGACAACAUCGCCAAGCUGGGGCAGAUCAUGCGGGAGGGACCCAUCAAGGGCACUCUCCUGAAGGUGGUGCUGGAUGAUUACAUGCGCCUGAAAAAGCUCUUUGCCCAGCGGAUGGUGCAUAAGGCCACCGCCAGUCAGGGGGACCGCUCCUCGGUCUCGGAGCUGAUCCAGAAGGAGCUGGAGGAUGAUGAGGAGGAGCGCAGCCCCAGCCAGGGCAGCCUGCGCUUCCGACACAAGCAGCCGGUGGAGCUGAAGGGUCCCGACGGCAUCCACGUGGUGCACGGCAGCACGGGCACGCUGCUGGCCGCCGACCUCAACAGCCUGCCCGAGGAUGACCAGAAGGUGCUGGGCCGCUCGCUGGAGACUCUGACCGCCGACUGCGGGGGCUACAGCGAGCACAACGCCCGCACCGAGUCGGCCAAGUCCACCCCGCUGCACAAGCUGCGGGAGGUGAUCAUGGAGAGCCCCCUGGAGAUCACCGAGUUAUGACGAGCGGCGGGGCCGCUGCUGCUCCUCCUCUAGGCCAGCCGGGGCCGGCGGGGAUGGGACACAGACCGGGGGGCCGUGGUGGGGGCCAGGGGCAGCCCGAGACCGGUGCUUGGCCCCCUCUUCCCCUGCAGGAGUCCAGGCUGCCCGGCGCAGAUCGCUCCGGCAGCCUCGGAGAGCUUGGCCCCGGGAGAGGGCUCUCAGGAUCGGAAUGCUUUUACUCGCCUGUCAUUUAUCCAUGAGACCAUUAAAUUUUUUUUAUUUUUCCUAUUAAAAAAAAAAAGGUUUUUUUUUCUAAAAAAAAAGAAUGGAAAAGAAAAGAAAAGCUGAAGAAUCUGAUGAGUCCAGACUGGAUGGGGCAGGGAUGCGGAUGAUGGGCUGCCACAGCAUCCCAGGGCACAGAGUGGGUGGGGACAAGCAGCUCUCACACCUCUACCACGAGCAUGGGGAGAGCCAGGGAGGCGUGGGGAGAGACCAAAUCCUUUUGGCAUUAAUGUCACCUUUCCAGUAAGGAAAGACCAAAAAAAUUAAAAAGAAAAAAAACCCAACCCAAAGACAUUCCUCCAUUUCGCUGGCUGUACCAAAACUUGUUGCGAUGUCGAAAAAGAGAGAGAGUAGCUGGGGCUUCUGGAUGUGGAGUGCUCGUGUGUGUCUUUUGUUUCCCCUUCUCUCUUGCAUUUGGGUUUGUUUGUUCGGGGGUUUGUUUCCAGUCGUAACCUUGUGGAGAGUUUCGGGCACGGUCUGUUACGGGACUCAGAAAUACACUGUCUAUGGCUUUGGGUAAUCUGUCUGU